This is a messenger RNA of Cryptomeria japonica (Japanese cedar), 420 nucleotides long. RefSeq names its product RING-H2 finger protein ATL7-like. The record is from RefSeq and is a predicted model, not a curated record. The coding region runs from base 1 to 420 and encodes 139 amino acids. Gene Ontology annotation, molecular function: ubiquitin protein ligase activity. Gene Ontology annotation, biological process: protein ubiquitination. The transcript has a single exon. NCBI's taxonomy places the organism in Eukaryota, Viridiplantae, Streptophyta, Pinopsida, Cupressales, Cupressaceae.
AUGAUGGGAUUGGGAUUGGGUGAGUAUGAUUGUGAUCUGCUUCUUUUGGGUGUUAUCAAAAUCCUGAAUGCUAUAACAUGGCUUCUUCAAUAUGUUGGUAUUAGAGUAGUUGAUGAAUUUGUUGCAGAGGAGCAGUACACUUAUGUCCCUCCACAGUAUAGUGCUGCCACCAUGGAUUCUAAUGAAAUGGCAGAAAAUCAACAGAUGGGCAUUAUUUUAAGGGCCAGUUCUCUUGGAGUUCCUGAUGAGAUGAUCUGUGCAGUCUGUUUGAAUGAUUUUGUAGAGCAGGAUGAGAUCUGGAAGCUCAGAGAUUGCUGUCAUAUUUUUCACAGAGGUUGCUUAGAUGAAUGGAUUGGUCUUCUCCAUUUGACUUGCCCCCUCUGUAGGGCUCCUUUAUUGCCAAAUGGAAAUGAAAUUUGA